GAUGAUGCCGGCUGGUGUCAGGCUCCUGGCCUGGGGCUGGCUGCUCCUGCCCGUCUGCAGGGCGCUGGAAGACUGUGCCGCCUGCGUCUUCCCCUUCAUCUACCAGGGGCGAUCGUACCCCACGUGCACCCAGGAUGGGAGCUGGGCCGGGUGGACGCUGUGGUGCGCCACCACCGCCAACUACGACCAGGACUCCCGCUGGAAGCGCUGCUAUGAUACGGAGUAUGGAGGCAACACAGAUGGCCAGCCCUGCGUCUUCCCCUUCGUGUACCGGGGCCGGGCGUUCUACACCUGCACCGACGAGGCCGCCAAGCCACGCAGGUUCUGGUGCGCCACCACCGGGAGCUAUGACCGGGAUCGGCGCUGGAGCUACUGUGCUGACACCUUACUGGCCGGCAAUUCCACGGCUCCCUGCGCCUUCCCGUUCACCUACCAGAACCGGACCUACCUGGGCUGCACGGCACAUGGGGACGCCAGCGGGAGGCCCUGGUGUUCUCUGACCAGAAACUACGACGUGGACCAGAAACGCAUGUACUGUCUGGACUCAGAUGGGCGCCCGGCUGACACAGUGGAGACCCCAGCCCUGGCCUCGCUCCCCCCACCUUUCUCCAGAGCCAGCAGGUGGGGAGCAGAGCAGGGCCGGCGGGGGAGGAAGAGACGCUGGGCGAGAAAGUCCACGGGCCAGUCAAGAUCCAGCCAUUAACACAUGUGACGUGGCUGCGUGGCUACUCCAGAACCUUCCCCCUGCACCCGGAGCCGCGAAAGCCUAGAGAAAAGGGUGUUAAAAUCCAGCCCCUAGCGGCCUGCAUUUUGCUGGGCUUUGCUCCUGUCUCUGUCCCCUUGCCUGUCCUGCUCCCCCUGGCAGCCAUACACCCCCUGCAUCCAGCUCCCACGCUCACACAGACCCUCGGAGCCCCCUGCUCUGUGGACAGCUGGGCCCUGCAGCCUGGAUGUCUGGGGAUGUGGCUCUGCCUGGGCAGACCUGAGGGCACUGUGAGGGGCUGGCGUGGACUGACUUGUGAACUCUGCUACUGCACUGGCACUGCCAUGGCGAGGGCCCGGCUGAUCAUCCCGGCUCCCCCCGGCCCUGGGGCCUGUCCUGGGAAUUCAGCUGCCCCGGGGGGAGGGAGCUUCAAGUCACCGGUGGCUGUGUCACGCUCAGGGCCAGUGGCACUUGUACAUCUCCGCCUCUGCUUCCCUCGGCCAGUCACAGCAAAGGUCUCUGGCCCCUGCUGGUGUCAGCCCAAAUCCCGGCCCAGAGCGAUACCUGCACAGAGAUGGAGGCCGGCCGGCAGCCGGCUCCUGCCAAGAGACCAGUCGCUGGAGGGGAGAGAGUGAGGCACCGAGCCAAGCCCGGACACAGACAGAGCCCCCCACGGCGACCAAGGGGAGAGGGAGGCCCCGGUGGGUGAAGCCUGUCCUGUGUUUUGGGGGGAUCGAUCAGGCCCCUGGCUAACAGGACGGAGGAAGCGACAAUUGCCCUCUGCGAUGGGCGUGUAGACAGUCAUAACCAAUGUGGUUUCUGUGCUAGUCCGUCUCCCCCGCGGCCGUCAAUGUCGCUGCCUUCCUUGGGGUGUGGCCAGCCCCCUCUGGACUCCCGUUUUCCCAUUAAGGGACUGGCCCUGGGCCGUGUUCACCCCGUGGUUUGAUGCUGCCGACGAUUUAACGCAGGUGUCGCUGCGUGCUCAUGUCACCGGCCGUGCUUUGCCAUUGGUUUGGGGCAGGGCUGGUUGGACCCUUCGUUAGCUGGGGAAGGCUUGCAGGAGUUUCCCCUCCACGCCGUGUCCUUCUGAUUUGGUUUUUCUUUGCUCAUUAGCUGAAUAAAAUCUCCAGCGCACACGGCACCGCUUGGCUUCAUAAGCAAUUCGGGUUGGAACCAGAGAGAAUCUUUGGCACGUUGCAGCUGACUCAGGGGCCCAGAGAUUUCCCCCCAGCUCACCUCCAAGUUCACCAUUUGAUUUUAACUGCUUGUCCGGGCCAGGACGUCCCCUGAACGGUGACUCUGCCCCAGUGCAGCCCCGUCCCGCACAGACUUAAGCAAGCGGCACCUGAGGCCCAGCUCCAUGUGCAGUGUCUGUCCAGUGCCACGUGCCCCUUACCUGUUUCAGGAGCAGGAUAGUGAGCGACCUGGGGACUGGCCCAGCUCCCGUCAGACGGGGGAUCUGGCAUCGGAGACUCACCCACAGAACCAUGCGUUCCUCACCCCCUAUGU
This is a messenger RNA of Mauremys reevesii (Reeves's turtle), 2212 nucleotides long. RefSeq names its product matrix metalloproteinase-9-like. The record is from RefSeq and is a predicted model, not a curated record. Gene Ontology annotation, molecular function: heparin binding. Lineage: Eukaryota; Metazoa; Chordata; Testudines; Geoemydidae. Gene Ontology annotation, cellular component: cell surface. The coding region runs from base 2 to 703 and encodes 233 amino acids. The transcript has 5 exons.